CACACAUUCCCACACAGAUCAGGUCUCAGACAGACAGCAGACAGCAACAGAAUGAGUAUGUGUAGGGUUCUAUACGCGGCAUCGGUACUACUUUUCUGCACUUCAGGUGUGUCGGCGCAGCUAGAUGUGUGCGGGCAAGCUCCCCUGAACACCAAGAUAGUGGGCGGUGCGGAUGCUCCAGAAGGGGCGUGGCCUUGGCAGGCCAGCCUACAUCACACUUCAUUCGGUGGCCACUUCUGCGGAGGAUCCCUCAUCAACAGCGAAUGGGUGCUGACCGCCGCCCACUGCUUCACCAGCGUUACCACCUCAGGCCUGACGAUCUACCUCGGUCGACAGUCUCAGGAGGGCAGCAACGCCAACGAGGUUUCCGUGGGCGUUUCUGAGAUCAUCAACCACGCCGAUUACAACUCCAACACCCAGGAAAACGACAUCUCUCUCCUCCGCCUUGCGUCCACCGUAACUUUCACCAACUACGUCCGGCCUGUCUGCCUGGCCGCGUCCGGCAGCACCUACGACGGCGGUGCCAACGUCUGGGUCACGGGAUGGGGCACCAUCGGAUCUGGAGUGCCUCUGCCGUCCCCCCAGACGCUGCAGGAGGUGGAGGUGCCGGUGGUCAGCGAGAGCUCUUGCAGCAGCAAGUACUCCCCUCAGGGCAUCAGCAUCUCCGCCAACAUGCUCUGCGCAGGCCUGGACGCCGGCGGCAAAGACUCAUGCCAGGGUGACUCGGGUGGCCCCCUGGUGGCCAAGAACAGCACUUUGUGGGUGCAGGCUGGCGUGGUGAGCUUCGGUAUCGGCUGUGCCCUGGCCGAGUAUCCUGGCGUCUAUGCCCGCGUCUCCCAGUACCAGAGCUGGAUCACGGAAAAGGUCGGAACCACCAACGCCCCCGGCUUCGUCAGCGUGGCGGCGGACAGCAGCAGCAGCACCACCAACGCUGCGGCAACCAGGAGCCAGCUGACGGGGCUGCUCUCGGCUCUGUGCCUGACAGUCCUCCCUCUCCUCCUCUCCCUCCUCCUCCUCUCCUAGUACAUCUAUUCCUCCUCCCUCUCCUCUCUCUUCUCCUCCUAUCCUAAUACAUCUAUUCCUCCUUCUCCUCCCUUUCUUCUCCUCCCUCUCUUCUUCUUUCUUCUCCCUCCUCUCCUCCUCUGAUAUUGCAUUCAACACCUCCUCUCCUCUCUGGCUCCUUCUUCUCCUUGCUGUGCUUUACAUUUCUCCCUCUUCUCUCCUCUCCUCUCCUGAUACUCCUCUUAGGCCUAACGUAUGUUAUAAAAAUACUGACUGGUUUUCAGUUCAGUUCAUGUUUUUUUGUUGGUCGGUACUGUGUAUAAAGAACAAGAGUUACUGUAUAGUAUACUACUCCUGUUGAAGUAUGCAGUGUACUACUCCACCUCCAUUGAUUUUCUGUAUACAAUGCUCUCUUACUAAUGAAGCAUACUGCUGCACUAAUCCUAUUGAAUACAGUAUACGGUGCCACUCUAACUGAGUUGCUGUAUAUAUAACACUGAGGGACGGGCUUGGGUUUGGGACUUGACCCAGGUCGGAUUCGAACCCGGGUCCCUAUGAUCAUGCAAGCCCAUAUAUGGCCUAUGGCAGUGUUUCUCAACUGGUGGGUCGCGGAGGGGUCAUGGGUGGGUCGCAAUUCUAAAAAAAAAAUCCAACUUUUCCUGCAACAAUUUACACUUUUAUUUUGAUAGGCUAGUGAACUCUGUGUCGUCUGUUGUCAACAGAUACAAUCUGAAUGUUUAUGUGAGAUAGAUAGCGUGCAACCAGUCAUUCGACUCUUGGUUACAUUUUGAGAAUUGCAUUGAAUUGACUUGAACGUUAAAAAAAUUGGGUCGCAACCGAAUGAGAGUGGAAAAUGGUGGGUCCCAAGACUGUUCCAGUUGAGAACCACUGGCCUACGGUAUACAGUAUGGACGAGUGCCUUAGCGUGCUGCACCACAACACCCUGACCACUAAUGCCUCCUCUACUGGAGUGCAUACUACUGCACUCCACUGAAGUAUACGAUGACGUACAGUACUAUAGCCUGUAUGCUAUGCCACUUAUUUAUUGUUCGAUUGAUUGAUUGAUGGUGUUUCCAUAUUGAUGAUGAUGAUGCACUUGUAGACAUGUUGUUUUUUUCAGUAUGUAAUGACGUGUGUGUGUGUGUGUGUGUGUGUGUGUGUGUGUGUGUGUGUGUGUGUGUGUGUGUGUGUGUGUGUGUGUGUGUGUGUGUGUGUGUGUGUGUGUGUGUGUUUAGAAAAUGCAUGUGUGUGAGUGUAUGCGUGCGCGCGCGUGUGUAUGUGUGUGUGUGUGCAGCGUCCAAGGCUGCAUCUUAUUUUUUUACUGUACCGUUUACGGUGUUCUAAGGAUGUAAGGGAAGGGAGGUGUUGUCAUAAGAGGGAUGAACUCUAGUGAAUCCUAAUUAAUUAACAAUUGCACUUCAUUCCUCUCUCUCUGCUCUCUGUCUAUCUGUCAUGAAAGCGAAAGCCCAACUGGGAAAUUCCAACUCCCAUUGUCAUUGUGACACAGCACUCCAUAGCACACAAGUGUCCACAGCCCAUUGCAUUUAUGCCUCAUCCGUGCAAGGGAGCAGUGCUGUGGGACAGUAGCAUGCUCAGGGUCAGUCAUGGAGGAGGAUGAGGGAGAGCACUGAUUAAUUAUUUCCCCCACCAACCUGGCGGGUCAGGAGUCGAACCGGCAACCUUUGGGCUACAAGUCUGACGCCCUAACUGCUUACUCAUGACUGCCCUUAAUGUCAUGUCAGUCAUCAUAUGAAUGUUUCUGUCUAUCUCCAUAUCACUCUAUCUAUUUAUCUAUCUAUCUACCUCAAUCUCUCUCUAUAUACUGUAUAUGUAGGCAACUGUGGCCUAGUGGUUAGAGCACUGAUUCUCAAACUGUGGGCUGGGGCCCACUGGUGGGCCCUGAAGGUAUUCCAAGUGGGCCUUGAAAUCACUUUCUUAAUUUUUUUUGUGUGUGUUGCUGUUGAUUUAUUUGCAUUUUUUUUGUUUAUUGGAUCAGACAAGGGCCCUCGAACAUUUGUGAAAAUUUUAAAUGGGCCCCAAGUUGGAAAAGGUUGGGAACCCCUGGGCUAGAGAGUUGGUCUUUCAAUCUAGGGGUUGCCGGUUCGAAUCCUCCCUGACCUCUCCCUACAUCUCCAUCCAUGGCUGAAGUGCCCUUGAACAAGGCACCUAACCCCACAUUGCUCCAGGGACUGUAACCAAUACCCUGAAAAAUAAUAACUGUAAGUCGCUUUGAAUAAAUGAAAGCAUCCGCUAAGUGCAAUGUAAUGUAAUAAUAUAUCUAUCUGUCAUGUGAAUCCUCAUUCUGUAUGAAUAUUUUCCUCUCCAUAUUAAAGACUAAUCAGCA
Messenger RNA from Engraulis encrasicolus (European anchovy), 3346 nucleotides. Its product is annotated as trypsin-1-like. Gene Ontology annotation, biological process: proteolysis. The transcript is spliced from 6 exons. Gene Ontology annotation, molecular function: serine-type endopeptidase activity. The coding region runs from base 52 to 1023 and encodes 323 amino acids. Lineage: Eukaryota; Metazoa; Chordata; Actinopteri; Clupeiformes; Engraulidae. The record is from RefSeq and is a predicted model, not a curated record.